Annulohypoxylon maeteangense is the source of this 885-nucleotide messenger RNA. Its product is annotated as vacuolar ATPase proteolipid subunit C. Gene Ontology annotation, cellular component: proton-transporting V-type ATPase, V0 domain. The record is from RefSeq and is a predicted model, not a curated record. Gene Ontology annotation, molecular function: proton-transporting ATPase activity, rotational mechanism. The coding region runs from base 126 to 620 and encodes 164 amino acids. Gene Ontology annotation, biological process: proton transmembrane transport. Lineage: Eukaryota; Fungi; Ascomycota; Sordariomycetes; Xylariales; Hypoxylaceae. The transcript has 6 exons.
CUAGCUUCAUACUCUCAAUUUCGAGAUUCAACAGGUUCGGCGGCGACGACAACCCGCUAUAUUUGCGAGCCCAUCUCAUUUCCCUUAUACAACCUAUUUGUUAUCAUAGAGAACAAGUCAUCAUCAUGGCUUCGGUGGCUUCGGAGAGCGCGCCCAAGUUUGCUCCUUUCAUCGGCAUGGCCGGCAUUGCCGCCGCCAUGAUUUUCGGAUGCAUUGGAGCAGCAUACGGAACGGCAAAGUCUGGAAUUGGUAUCGCAGGUGUGGGCACGUUCAGGCCAGACCUGAUCAUGAAGUGCUUGAUUCCCGUCGUCAUGUCCGGAAUUAUCGCUGUUUACUCACUUGUUGUCUCCGUCCUCAUCGCCGGUGACAUGAACCCACCGACGCGACAAAGCUACAGCUUAUUCAGCGGGUUUCUGCAUCUGGGAUGUGGGCUCUCAGUUGGAUUCACGGGUCUUGCGGCCGGAUAUUGCAUCGGUAUUGUUGGUGAUAAGGGUGUUCGUGCAUACAUGGAACAGUCGAGGAUAUUCGUCGGCAUGGUUCUAAUCCUUAUUUUCGGAGAAGUCUUGGGUCUAUACGGUCUCAUUGUUGCUCUUAUCCUCAACACCAAGAGCAAGGGUUAAGUCACUCGGGGUUCAGGCGACACAAAUCACUCACAAAGGCAACUCAAUGUUCAUAUGAAAGGGCAUAAGCAAACCCUGUCUGCAAAGGCAAAGUGUAAUCAAUAACUGCAUGGCUGAUGGCGUUUUACGGGUAUGUAGAACUAAAGGCAACCAUUAGAAUCGUUGACGGUUGGCAGGUCAGCGUCUGAUCAGAUAGUUGUCCAGAGCCUCUGUUGAUGAACAAGAUAUCUUGUAACAUCAAAACAAAUCAUUGGCAUUAUUACGG